UCGGUUAAAUUAAAAUAAAUCGAGUUUGUAAAUAUAUUCGUUAGAAAAGUGAAAUGGUCGCGAAUGUGUUCGGGUUGACGAAGUGCCAGCGAAAGGGGAAAAUAAUACAAAUUUGCAUUUGAAAUUUACUUAAAUUGAAACAACAACUGUUACAGCAAGCGAAAAGAGGAGCGCCUCCAAUACCUUAGGCAGCGCAUUUGAGUGAAGUGAAAUAUGAGUUGAAAUUCAAAUGAAAAAGCAGAAAAACUAAAAACGUGGACUUAAAAAGACCGCAUAAAAAUAUCCAACUGAAUGAGUUCAAUUAAAAAAUAAUGCAGAAGUGAGUGUAGCAAAAAUUAAGAUUUAUCAGCCAGCCAGUGCGAUCGGUAUACGCCACGACGUAGCGCUCAAGUAGGAAAUUCAUAAAAUAAUACAACAAAUGAGGUCGACCACAAAUACCCCAAAAGUGCGUGAAUAACAAAAGAAAUAUUACUAAAAACAAAAAAAUAAAAUAAAAAACGUCCAUUAAUAAAUAAACGUUGCCUGUGAGUGUGCAUGCAAACAGUAGCAACAACAAUUCAAUACUAUAAACAUUAUUGCAAAAAAGUGAAAUACUAAGUGCAUGAGAAGAUCGGCGGAAUCAGAAAUGAACAGCGUUGACGGCGCACCCAAUGCCACGAUUUUAGCUGAGGGAGCCCCAACGAUCGCGACAGUAAGGAGCAGAGAAACCACAAAUAAUGCAACUACCACUACUGUGAGUGCUAAAACAACAGAAUUAACAACAACAACCAUAAACGUAAUAAACGUAAUAAAAACAACGGACGCUGAUGCCACCGACGAAUUCCACGAAAGCGACAAAAAUGUACAAGUUGUCGUCGUCGUCGUUGGUGAAGAGCAGCUACGGCAACAGCAACAGCGUAAUGAAGCGCCAAUAAUAAUAGCAACAAAAUCUGAAACAGAAGCAAUAACAAUUGAAACAGCAGCAACAACAAACACAAUGGGCAAUACCAAAAACAAAACAAAUAUUGAAACAGCAGAUAGCACAGCCGCCGUAGCGGGAACAACAGCUACAGCAACAGCAACAGCAGCACCAGCGCGAGCAUCAACAAGCGAGAUAAUAACAAAUAUAAAAGAUACAGAGGCCAGCGACGUACAAAUGACAGAUAUGGCAACCCCAGAGGGUAAUGGCGACGGCAAAAGCAACGGCAAUGGUGACUCCACAGUCCAAGAGGCCGCCGCCACUAGUGCCACUAUUGCCACCGCCACCGCCACGGCCGCCGUCGUUAUUGAUAACACCACCGACACUAAGCCACAGCCACAGCCAUUAUUGACAGCGGAAGGCGAUAAUUGGGAAUGCAAUGAGAUGGAAUUGUGUCGCUGUUGUGGCAAGCCCAAUGUCACGCUCUAUGAUCUCUUCCCCAACACCAUUGCAGACGACAACUCGAUUGUUGCGAAGGGGAAUGCAAUUGAAACCCCGGAUGCGGAAAAUACUGAAGCGCAAGUGAUGGCGAAGGAAUCAGUGCGGCGACUCGCUGCUGAGAAUAAUGAUGUGAAUGAAGAGAUAGCGUGCAAUUUUGUUGACGAUGCGAAAAAUGGAGCACAAAUAAAGCACAAAACGGCUACUGACGCACCAACGGCUUCACCACUGAUCGUUACGUCGGCCGCCACCAACAAAGACACAACAAAAAGUGGUAUCUCAACGAAGAUCGAUGCGAAUGCCUCGAAUACACCGAAGCGUUGUUAUCGCACCAUAGCUGCAUCUAUUGCGGCUGCUGCGGCAUCCACAGUCACAACCAGCAUAACUGACGCGAUCAGUGACGCUCCCACCUGCCAAAAAAUCAAUGACCCAGUUGUUGCUGCCCCCGACGGCGGUGGUGUCGAUAUUGUGGAGGGUGAACGUCUGGCAGCCGGUACAAGUGUUGUUGCGCGUGUGAAAAAAUCUGCAACCGACGUGGUUGCUGCUACGAAGGAAAAUAGCGCUGCUGCUGCUGCUGCUCCCAAAAACACGGAGGCGAACAACGCCAAUGGCCAGGGACAAAGCAGCGACAACAUGGAGAAUAUUUUGCAAGAGAUGCAAAUUUGGCAGCUACGGUCACAUAAGUCACAGUCGCAGCUGUGUGUAGUUGCUUUUAACGGCGCUCAGCUGCCAGAAUUUGUGUCCAGCAAUGCGGCGGCGUGUGUGAUGAGUAAGAGCUUCAAGAGCGCUCGCAUACGUACCACCCACAAGGAUGGAAAACGUUAA
This is a messenger RNA of Anastrepha obliqua, 2221 nucleotides long. RefSeq lists its product as uncharacterized. NCBI's taxonomy places the organism in Eukaryota, Metazoa, Arthropoda, Insecta, Diptera, Tephritidae. The record is from RefSeq and is a predicted model, not a curated record. The transcript has 3 exons. The coding region runs from base 602 to 2221 and encodes 539 amino acids.